Messenger RNA from Anopheles stephensi (Asian malaria mosquito), 2729 nucleotides. RefSeq lists its product as uncharacterized. Bases 1992 to 2636 code for a protein of 214 amino acids. The transcript has 2 exons. NCBI's taxonomy places the organism in Eukaryota, Metazoa, Arthropoda, Insecta, Diptera, Culicidae. The record is from RefSeq and is a predicted model, not a curated record.
UUGGGCAAAUUGCCAUCCGGCCCCUAAGCAGACCGAACCGAAAUGUCACCGGCGAACUCUGUGUAUAAUGGCGCCCCGAUUUUGUCGUGCUAAUUUAAGGAAGCAAAUGAACGGCUUGACGAACCAAAAAACCGUUUGUGAGGAUAUAAAUAAAUCUUUGUCAGUCGCCGUUUUGUUUUUUUGCGAGCAUUCUGUCAACGGCCUACAGAACUCUUGCCUUUGGUGGGAAAUCGAUCGACCGAUUCCGUGUGUUCUCUAAUGCCAGACGGGUGUUCCCUCUAACUGUGUGUCACAACACAGUUACUGUUGAGUCGAACGCCUUCGGGCCAGCUGGUACGCUGAGGAGCUUGAAGGUCAUCCCGAUGCCUUGUGGGAAUUGGUAGACCACGGGAAGCAAAACCCCGUAUGACCUCUGUGUGUGUGUGCCGUAAAUAAUCGAUUAAUGAAAUUCGCUACGUUGAUGUUUGUUUUGCCUGUUGAUAGCUAAUAGUAGGGUAUUUAUAAACCUUCUGCAUGUAUAGGGUAGUAGGCUUAAUAUCAAUAUUAGUGCCUUCCCAACAAACCAAGCCCGUGUGAGAUAUGGGGUCGCUACUUAUAGGAUUCACCGCAAGAUAGCUUAUCGUGGCAGGGAAAUCUGAUUCAUUCCAGUAUUACGAUAAGUGUGCCAAGCGCCAUAAACAACGCUGAUAACACACUAUCUUCCUCGCCCAACCGGUAGAUAGAGAAGGAAAAAAGCUCGUUUGUUUUGUUUUCUUUAAGCCAAACGACAACAAAAAAGUAUUGCAAAAAAAAAAGUUGUUUUGCUAAAGAUUACAUUCCUUCCGCCUAAUUUACUGUCUGCGUCGUCGGCACGGGCGCUGUCUUUGUAUGUAGGAGAUUCUCUCAUGCAGCGCGCGAUAAACCUGUUCCGUGUGAAGCCUAUUUAAUUCAGUCAAACGACGACAACCGUCACCGGUUUCUCAAGGACCGUUGGCAGAUUAUUUUUGAGGCGCAGAAAAUCAGAGCUAAGCUCAAAAUGUAUUAAUGCAAUUCAAAUUAUUGCACAAUAACCUUUCAUUAUCAACAAGAAACAAUUUGAAGAAUCUUAACGGAUUCUUAAUAGAGAAAAAUUUCAAAAAGGGCAACGAAAAGCUUUGACUAGAGCUCCUAGCGCCUAUAAGUAUGCAAAUGUUUUUUUUUGGUUUUGCACGUGUCAGACGGAUAUUCCAAUUGCCAAAUUGUGUUCAGUAAUAGACACAACUCUCUGUCCAAAAUUGUAUCAUCAAAUGUGAUAUACAUCGAAUGACGAAAUAGAUUAAUCCUGAAGAAUACCAAGUUCUUCAGUAAAAGCAUUUAGUUUCAAUAUUCGAGAAUUAAUAGGGCUGUAUCGAACCCUGACAUAGACCGGAUUGAACGAUUUGAAUGCCAUGACCACGUAUCGUAGGAACCGUGUUUUAUGUCAUGUCUGAUAUGCACAGAUUACAUUGGAGUCAGUUAUCGGCCGAUUGGGAGCAACUGUGUCCAAUAGAGUCCAGACCGAUUGCUGUAGAAGAAUCGUAGAAUAAAAAUACAGUGAAAUCUCUGUUAGAUACACACCAACGAAAUUGCCAACUUGACUUUCCUAAAGAACAAAAAAUGGCGAAAAGCAAAGUAAGCUGGCGUCGCAUCGUUGCUUAGUAAACCCUAUGCAACUGUGAUGAGAUUGGUACAAAAAUAAGAGAAAAUUUCCAACUUGGAGAAUAUUCGUGUGCAAUUUUCAAAUGUAGCUUAGAGAAUCCUAUUUUUGGGAGGUUAUCUAUCUUGGAGAGAUAUGUAUGCCCUCGGCCUCGAAAAGGCAUUGCAGUUGUGCAUUUGUCGAACAAGUUCUUGGACGAUAUCAGCACUGUUAAACCUUUCCAACAUUUGUACAUCAAGCAGUCCAUUCCACAAAAUUGAUCACAGUAGCCUAUCUAUCACACUGGAGGUUCGCAUAUGCCAAACGUAGCUAAAACCUCAAAGAGAGCACAUCCAAAAUGUUGCCCUAUAUUUUGAAUAUUUUACACCACUCUGGCUCGUCGCAAAACUUUCCCACCAUCUGCCAGAAGUUACGACAGUUCAGCAUGCAUGCCGAGCUAACGGAUGAAGACAUCGAAACACCCGCAAAGGAUGCUCUGGACAAGGCCAUAGAGAUGGGUCUUGUACGAAGAAAUAGCAACAGCAAUACGUACGAUCUUACCCACAAAUGGUUUGUCCCGGAAAGUCAAAGCUUUCAAGCGCGCCUGUAUGGCGUAGUGCGAGACAUGCAGGACGCUCUGAACGAAUCAUCGGAACAAUCGGAUUCGGAAGACUUGUCAACGACUUCCAAUCAACAGCCGCCCGCCGACUGUAUGGGACCGGGCAUGGCACAGAAGCGAAGUCCUGCCCAAAUACGCGCGAUUGCGAUCUACCGAAGAAUGCGCGAGCAACGUGAGCGGGAGGAACGCGAAGCGGCCGCACGUGCCAGAAACCGACGUAACAGUGGAACGCGUUCACGAUCAAGGUCGAGAUCUCGGGGACGCCGUUCUAGCACAACAAGCAGAGCGCGUUCUCGAUCACAGCGCCGCCGGUCGUCGACACGCGCAAGAUCACGUUCGACGUCGAGAGCUCGCAGCUCGAGCCGUUCCCGUCGGCGACGUUAAACACUAUCGAAGCAAGAUUCUAGCGCUUUAACGCUUAUUUUUAGGAGUCCCAUCCCAGACCAAAUCCUUGUCAAUAAAUCGAUAGCAAGUUUA